Messenger RNA from Fusarium graminearum PH-1, 1551 nucleotides. RefSeq lists its product as uncharacterized. The transcript is spliced from 3 exons. Bases 1 to 1551 code for a protein of 516 amino acids. The record is from RefSeq and is a predicted model, not a curated record. Lineage: Eukaryota; Fungi; Ascomycota; Sordariomycetes; Hypocreales; Nectriaceae.
AUGUCGCCCAAAACGCCAUUUACCAUCACUUACAACAAGCCUGGAACCGUACCGCCCGUUUUCCUCGCAGGCUCUUUCUCGGAUCCACAAUGGCAACCCCAGGAGAUGGAAUGCAUUACUGACCAAAAUGGAGAGCAUACGUUCCAAUCCGAAGUUAUGCUCGAGCCUGAACAGGACUACCAAUUCAAGCUUCGCAUAGGGCAUGAUAACUGGUGGGUUCUAGCCGAGAACUACCCCACAGCAACCGACGACUCUGGUAACGAGAACAAUCUUGUACGCGUACAGAAACCCGCAGAAGAACAAAUUGCUCCAGCCGGCAUUGAUACACCAGAAAUCAAGCUGAACCCUGCCACACAGUCGACUGUGACACUUUCGGAAGUGAACAAUGUCGAUGGUGGCACACAAAAUUCCAACGUACCACUAUUCGCACAUGAGUCGCCAGGCCAUGAUGUUGAAGAAGACGCCCAAGAAGACAAUACAGAAAACAAGGCUCCCUUGUUCGCGCAUGAAUCUCUGGGCAACGAUGUCAAGGACGAAGACUCUGAGGACUUUAAGGCGCCUCUGUUUGCCCACGAAUCGCUUGUCGAUGAUUCUAAAGAUGAAUCUGAAGAGAUGAAGAUGCCGCUGUUUGCUCAUGAGUGCCUGGGUGCUUACGACUUCGGAGAGGACGCAGAACAUGAUAAUACGCCCAACGCCAUCAGUAGCCCGGGACAGACCUCGAAAGUCAAGACAAUGCACGAUAAGACGGCCGAACUCGACGUUAACGAUCCCACCCUCGAGAGCUUUCCAUCCGAUCGUGGCUCAAUUCUCGGCACCAUACGCUCCAUCCAGACGCAUCUUGGAGAAGACCAGACUCACCUCGACGACAUUCCCUCGUCACCUCGUGUGAUCUCGUCUAGAAGAACUAGCCUGGAUUCUAAUGAUGACUUGUGCUUGUCCCCCGCGUCCUUGAGUCCUACCGUUACUAGAAGACGUGAUAGCAGACCUUCUCACAGCUUCGGAAGAACCCGCUCGGCCGUAUCUCUGGGGUCAAUAGAAGAGGAGCCUAAGCCCUCUUCCAACAGACAAUCGAAGGGCCCGCCCGUUGUCUCCCUGCCGAACCCCCACUCGAGAGACAAACUUGCCGGGCAAAAGUCGCCCCCCAGUGAGGAGGACGAAGCCGUUGUCAUGAAGACGUCUGAGGUAAAGCCCAGUACGAAGACAAAUGGCGAGUCACCAUCUCAAGUUGAAAGUUAUCCGACCCAGAAUACCCAACACGAAAAGGCCCCCACCGCCGCUACAACCGAACAGAUCUUGGACAAUACACAGUCCAAAGCGGUCGAUGGGCAAGCAAAUGAUGCCCCGCUCGCUGCCAAAUCUGUUGAGCACGAAGCGUCCUCUGGCUCUGAAUCAAAACCUGCCUACUCUCUUCAAGACGCCGAACCCGCGCCGAACCCGAAGAGCAACAAGGCAGCAAAGAAAACAGCACCCUCGGGAGGAUCGUCGCAACCCCCUCCAGGAGCACUCGCAGUCGCCAUCGGGAUAGGUUGGUGGCAGGCUGCUGAUCACUAG